GACGAUAGAGAGAGCCCUCUUUUGUGUUCGGUGCUGAGGCAUUUAGGAGCAUUUUGUUUCAUUUUAAAGGUGUUAUUACCGUUGAUGCGGGAUGAUUACUUCCUGAAGUGAUCUUGAAGAGUGUGUUUGUGACCCGAGAGGCAUCACAUGCUGUGAAUUAUAAAUGGGACCUUGAAAUUAGCGGUCUAAUUUGGCAAUUUUCUCGGUCAAGUUUGUUUUUAAUUUGAUGCACAUUGUUCAUAUUCUGAAAUAAUCCACACAUAUGACAUAAGUGCAUCAAUAUCGAAGCUGAAAGUAUCAACCACAUAGGUACUUGAGUCACAAGUUGUUAUCUGAUACAAGAUGAGCAUGAAUUGCAAUCCUCCUCAUGCAAAUGGACUGCUUUUCUCCACAUUCAACCAAGACCAAGGAUGUUUUGCAUGCGGCACCGACAACGGUUUCCGCAUCUACAACUGUGAUCCGCUGAAGGAGAAGGUCCGCCAGGACUGGCCUGAUGGCGGCAUCGGCAGCGUGGAGAUGCUGUUCCGCUGCAACUACGUGGCGUUGGUCGGCGGCGGAAGUAGUCCAAAGUACCCGCCCAACAAAGUAAUGAUCUGGGACGACCUGAAGAAGCGCACGGUGAUCGAGCUGGAGUUUUUCAGCGACGUGCGUGCCGUGCGCCUCCGUCGGGACCGGAUCGUCGCCGUCCUCGACAACAUGAUCAAGGUGUACACGUUCAUGCAGCAGCCGCAGGCGCUGCAUGUGUUCCCGACCUCCUACAACCCGCAGGGUCUGUGCGUGCUGUGCCCCAACUCGAGCGCCUCCCUACUGGCCUUCCCCGGCUCCCGGACGGGUCACGUGCACCUGGUGGAUCUGGCCGAUACCUCCCGGCCGCCCCUGGACGUGGCUGCGCACGAGGCGGCGCUCAGCUGCCUGCAGCUCAACCUGCACGGCACGCGACUGGCCACCGCCAGUCAGAAGGGUACUCUGAUACGGGUGUUCGACACGUCGACCGGUGACAUUCUCUGCGAGCUCCGGAGGGGCGCCAACAACGCCCACAUCUACUGUAUCAACUUCAACCACGACUCGUCUCUGCUGUGCGUCUCCAGCGACCACGGCACGGUGCACGUAUUCGCCGUAGAGGAGGAGCACAAGGCCAAGGAGACAGGACUGGUGCCGGCGGCGGCAGCGCUUCUCCCCAAGUACUUCAACUCCCGCUGGUCGUUCGGAAGGUUCCAGGUGCCGGGCGGCCCGCAGUGUGUCUGUGCCUUUGGAGCCGACAACAAGUCCGUCAUUGUUGUGUGCGCCGACGGCAGUUUCUACAAGUACGGCUUCACGGCCAAGGGAGAGUGUCGGCGGGAGCUGUACGCGCAGUUCUUGGAACUGGGUGAGGAUACCUAGCGAUAGCACUGACUGCUAGGGAAGUCUCAGUGUGUGGGGAACUCUCAGAUGACCUGGGAGGCUCGCAGAGUGGAGAACUCGGGAAGGAAGAUGUGGCUAGAUGGCGAAGAUUGGUGCUAAAGUGGCUGAUCUGGCAGCAGCGGCUGGGAUGAAUAGAAUGCGGAUCAUAAUGGAGGAGGAUCGAGGCACGUCGCAGUAGAUGUUGGGAGGUGUGUGGCAGUGGAUGCUACAGAGACUGUGUUCUGAGACAGCUCAGCAGCAGUAGGAGCGGAAGACGUUGUAAGACUGCGCCGAUGAUGUUGAAAUUGAGACUGCCGUUGAGUGCGGAGUGAUGUAGGUCAUACAUCAGUCGGACCAAAGCUGAACGCCGAGGUGAUUGGCAUUGGCUGCUAUGUGUGGAUCAGGACGGAGACGUUGUUGGUAGGGUCCAGUGUGGGGAGGGGGGGGGGGGCGGUAGCUGAAGGUAAUAACCCCUCCGCACUGCCUGGGACUCCCGUUCGACUCCUCAUUCUGACAUCGAGUUACCAGUUCCGUGUUACCAGAGUUAUCGGGUGACCCUUAUGUGGACAGUCGGUCGCGACAGCGGUAUACGUUACCGCUCUAGCGGAAAGGUCCCUCAGUGUGAUCACGCUUCGUGGCAAGUUACUGGUGUUCUGAGGUCGGAAUCACGUAAAAAUGUGGCCUGAUAAUUAUUCUCUAACUGCUGUGUGCUCGAAAGCUACCCUAAAUUUCGGGAAGUUUUCCGUUUUCUGCCGGUCCGUAUCAUUCCAGUGUAUCGUGCGUAUUUGUGGUUGCUAACUGGCUGGGUCUUGUCCGUGCUUUGCCUAGCAUUUAACCCUAUUCCUGGCGGGGGGGGGGGCCUCAGGAGCCCCCCCUGAGGUUUUUUGGUUAUUUCUCCCAAACGCGUUGAGCUAGGAAGCUCAAAUUUUCUGACUUUUCCUAAAAGGCUUCUACGCAACAUGUCUGAAAAUUUUGAGUUGAUCUGACCUCAGGUCAGGUCACCAGAGGCGGUUUGGUGACCCUACCUCAGAAAAGUUUGCAAUCACGCCAGAGCUAGAGUUUUUGACCGAUCAAUUUCUUCUCUUCAGGCUUUAGUUAGGGUACCAGUAUGUGCAAUUUGUAUAUCUCGGAAUUUUGAUAUCGGUGACCUAAGGUCAGGUCAGUUUCGCGACCUUCCCAUUAUAAGUCAAUGGGGGAAAAAUCAACUCCCUGUUUUUACCACUAAAACGGGUCGGAAUGGCCCCAUAUACCAUACAUGACUUCAUAUACGAUCAACCUUCACUACCUUGAGGUCUGUUUUGCUGUUGGGCAGCUGUGAGGUCAUGUGACGUCAUCAAAGGUCACCAAAGGUUUUUGGCCAAUAACUCCGUACAGGAACAAGAUACAGACGCGUGGAUGGUCUCAUUGUGUUCAGCUCGUCAAGACGCAUCGAAUGAUAUACAUGAUGACCUCGAGGUCACGUAACCUGAGGUCAACCUUUGACCUUGACCUUGCGAGGUCAACAUAUAUAUCAUUCGAUGCGGAUUGACGAGAGGAUCACGAUGAUGCCCUUAGUUUGUUCCUAUCUUGACUAAUUCGAAAGUUAUUCGAGAAAAACUCUCCCCAUAUCUAGCGCCGCCAUUUUGACUUUUUCGACCCCUGUGACGUCAUCUUUGACCUGACCUGAAAAUGACCUUUGUAAAAAUUGUAGAUCUUGACCGUGCGUAUCCGAUGCCGUUUACCGUUUGUCGCUAUCUUGCUUCGUUCUCGAGAUCUCAGGGGGGGGGCCGAAUCGGCCCCCCCCCCCCGCCAGUUUCUUGUCCCGGCGGAGCCCGCCAGGAAUAGGGUUAACGCGCUGAUCAGCCGCUCUGAUUGUAGAACGGCAGCUGGGACGGUGGAAAUCUGUCGUGAAGAGCAGCGUCCGGACUGGCCGAAGUAGAGUGUCUAUUGGGCAUUGUGACCUGUCUUUCAGAGGUGUGAGAAUCAGGUGGUGAGACAUCUAAGAGGGGAUGAUGUGAAUGGAGCUGUGUAUUUUAACGAGGGGUUAAUACUGGCGGGUAAAUUAACCAUCUACCAAGUGCUGCGAGACGUGUGUGCAUCAUUGUUGAAGGGCUCGAUCAUUGAUUUUCCUGCGUUGGAUAGUUUCGUUUCCUAUUACGAUCCAGCCGCGUUGCCCGUUCCCAUAAAGCCACAUAGCGUGCCCACCACCAUGAUUUCCCCGUGUUUGCCGGGAAGUGUGUUAUGCGUAUCCAAGACGCCAUCGCUGGGUACCCAGGGGGGUGUAGGACGAUAUUUAUUGCUAGUUUUAGCCUCUGCCUACCUGAGCUUGUGUUCCUGUGCACAUUUGCAAUGUGGAUGAUCGCAAUGUUGAUAAUUGUAUGAUAUCGAUAUAACGUGUAUAUUAUGAACGGAUGAAUAAUACAAGCAUGUGGAUAAGCCUUUA
This is a messenger RNA of Amphibalanus amphitrite, 3802 nucleotides long. RefSeq names its product WD repeat domain phosphoinositide-interacting protein 3-like. Lineage: Eukaryota; Metazoa; Arthropoda; Thecostraca; Balanomorpha; Balanidae. Gene Ontology annotation, cellular component: phagophore assembly site membrane; extrinsic component of membrane; cytosol. Bases 343 to 1380 code for a protein of 345 amino acids. Gene Ontology annotation, biological process: protein lipidation; nucleophagy; autophagy of mitochondrion. The record is from RefSeq and is a predicted model, not a curated record. Gene Ontology annotation, molecular function: protein binding; phosphatidylinositol-3-phosphate binding; phosphatidylinositol-3,5-bisphosphate binding. The transcript is spliced from 8 exons.